AUGUCACAUAAUGCUAUAUUGAAAUGGAUUGGAUAUUUGGUAAAUGUUCCAGAAGGGACUACUUUAAAAGAUUUAAGUGAUGGUAGAAUUUUAACUAAUUUGCUUAAUAAAUUGAAUCCUGAAGUUUACCCUUAAAAAGUGUAAUCUUCUCCUUAAAAAAAUUUCUAAAUGGAUAUGUUAUGUGUAACAAACUUGGUUUAAAAUUUAAAAUAAUCAAUAUCCAAUUUACCUGAGAUUAAUAGUUUAUUAAUUGCAAAACAUUAGGAUACUGCUGAAAUCAUUAAAUUGAUUUCAAUCAUAAUUAAAGUACAUAUGUAUUCAUAUGAUAGAUUAUGAUUGAAUCUCAAUUAGCAUAAGAAGCUAUAUUAAAAUUAGAUGAAGAAUAAGUGCAAAAUAUUUUAUAAUUUAUUAAUUAAUAUUAAGAAGAAGAUAUUGGAAAUCAUCAACCAUCUGAUAGAAAGUUACUUGAUAAAAUAGAUGAAUUAGAAGAUGAAAAUUAAUAAUUAAAGUAAUUACUAGAAUAAUAGGAUAAGAAUUAGGCAUAACAUUUUAAUAAAAUUAAAUAAUAGGAAUAAUUAUUAAUUUAAAAAGAAAAUGAAAUUUCAGAGUUAAAACUAUGUAAUAUUUGAUUUAUUCAAUAUAUGUAGAAUUGUAAAAAAACAUUCAUAUAGAAGAGAAUUUAUCAGGAACUUUGAUAGAAUAACUAAAAUUUCAAUUAACAACAAUUAAUAAAGACAAAAAAGAAUUAUUAGAAUAAAACGAAAUGUAUUUAUAGAUUAUAUGUUAUUUAGUUUAUAACAUAAAUUGUAAAAUUAUUAAAAUUUAGAAAAUAUCAAUUAAUAAUUAUAAUAAGAAUUAACAUAAAGAUGCAAAUAAGAUAAAGUUAUAGAAGAAUUAAAGACAAAUAUUGAAAUAUUUAAAUAACAAAUGGAUUUAAAAGAUUCUAAGAUUAGUAAAUUGUAAGAUUAAAUAAAAUAAACUGCUUAAAAUUAAUAAAAAGAAUGUAGCAAAUUAGUAGAGUUAGAAAUGUAGAAUGAAUAAUUGAAAUAAGAAAUAGAAGAUACUUAAAGGAGUAAAAAUAAAGAAAUUCAUUAAUUAAAUCAAAAAUUAAAUGAAUUAAAAAUAUAAGUAGAUACUAUUUAAACAGAGAGACAAGAAACUUAAAGAUCUUCAGUUCAUUAUCAAUAAAGUCCUAGAUGUUUAGAUUCUGAAUUUAAAACUUUAUUAAAUGAUAACAUAGGUGGAUACUAUUCAGAAUAAACAAUUUAAGAGUUUUAAUAAUAAAUACAACAAAAAGAAUAAUAGUUAUAAUAAAAGGAAAUCUUAUAUGAUUAAAAAAUUAAAACACUUGAAGCUAAAAUAAAUAAAGAAAAAGAAACAAAUAUAUAACAUAUAUAAAUUGUAUAUAAUUUAUAUUUAUUAAAUUAGACAUCUUAAUUAUAAGAAGAAAAUAAGAAAUUAAAAAUAGAACUUGAAAAAUUAAUUGAUACUAAUUAUUAAGUAAGUAGAAUACAUGCAGAAAAAUAAUAAAAUAUGCUCCUUAUUUCAGUAAUUGAAUGUUUGAAUGAAAAAGUUAAUUAAUUACAUACAUAAUAAAAAGAACAUCUUAAAAGUGAUAAGAAAAUAUAACCAUAAAUUCUAACAAGGAAUUCUAUAUCUUUAUGGAGUGCUAAAUAAUGA
Paramecium pentaurelia is the source of this 1680-nucleotide messenger RNA. The record is from the annotation of a GenBank genome assembly. Lineage: Eukaryota; Ciliophora; Oligohymenophorea; Peniculida; Parameciidae.